AGUACUAGAAUAGAAGUUGUUAAACGAACACCGUCCCGUGUGCAUCAAUUGCAGUGCAGUGUCUGUUUUUCAUCGUUCGUGAAUGUUGUUGUUUUUAUUUUUAUUCGGUAGUUGAUUAUUUGUAAUUGUAUUUGCGCGUUGCGCUGAAUGUUUUGUUCUUUAUGUCAACAUAAAAUGAAAAAAUAAUAAUAAGUGUGAAGUGAUUCUUAAAAAAGAAAAUAAUGUAUUGCCUUAAAAAUAUGUUCAAUUAGAGUUCUUUUAAAGGAAAUAUUUCUUUAUUGGCGUUUUAUUUUGUCGUCUCUGUAUCGGUUAAUCGUUUGGCCCGGUAAAAGGAAUAAUAAAAGAAAAAAGAAAAGAAAAACUGGAAACUUACCCCAUCCACAAUUAUACAAGAAAACAAAGAAAAAGUAAAAUAGGACUGGUGUUUCAUAAAAUAAAUAAAUUUUGGUAUUGCCUCGGUUUGGUGUCUGCAGGACAAGUUUUCGAAAUAAAUACAAUUAAAAAACAAAUAUGCGUCGCCAAGUUAGUUCUUCGACUCCGUCUAAAUGCAAAAUGAAAAUCUUAAAAAUGAAUUCUCCGUUCUUGAAUAUUUUUCGUUUUGUAGUUAAAACCAACAGUGUCCUUGUGAUUCUUGUUUUGUUACAAACGCAGGUGAAUUUUGUAUCAAGCAGUAAUGAAAAAAUACUUCCCGAAGAAUCCAAAAGCUAUGCAGAUAGUGAAUUGCAGCGAGUGCGUCAUGAACAUCAUCAACAACAGCAAAGCCCACCAAUUACUCCCAGCGAAAUAUCACCACCAUCCAAAUCUCUAUCUGAAGCGUCAACUACUUCAGUAGCUUCUUCAGAUUCUUUGGGCUCUGUUGCCUUUUCAACAAAUGGUGGAUACUCCGUGUAUAAUGGGCAUACGUAUGACAAAGUGGCCCCCGAAGUUGCAGAACAGGACAUAAAAGCUACAAUCUCUGGGACAGAUGCACAUCGUCGAAAGAGCUUAGCAGGAGAGUUGCAGAAUAAACCAAGCCAAGAUGGAGAGAAGAAAACCUGCCCCCCAUCAUAUUUUACUUGUAAUGACGGUAAUUGUAUUCCAAUGAGAUGGAAAUGCGAUUCAAAGUACGAUUGUUUUGAUAAAUCAGAUGAACCUCCUGAAUGUGCAAACGCUACAAAAUGUAAUGAAGGACAGUUCUCUUGCACAAAAUCACAUAAAUGCAUUCCUAACAAUUGGAUGUGUGAUGGAGAAUAUGACUGUGGGGAAGGUGAUAUAUCAGACGAAAGCAAUUGUCGUAAUACCACUCCCAAGUGUUACCCUUAUCAGAGUGAAUGUAAAAAUGGGUUUUGUUUAAACAUUUCCAAGUUCUGUGAUGGUCACUGGGAUUGUGACAGUGAUGAAUAUAAUUGCGAUACUGAAGAGAAACUGUGCAGCGAAAUGAAUUGUUCUUUCAAUUGCAAACUUACGACAAAUGGACCAAAGUGCUAUUGCCCUCCGGGUCAGGAACCUAUUAAUACGGAAUGUAAGGAUUUUGAUGAGUGUUCAAUUGAAGGUGUAUGUGACCAAAAAUGUAGAAACACACCUGGUUCGUAUGAAUGCAUUUGUGUGGCAGGAUACAUGAGGAAUAAAAACAGAUGCAUUGCUAUAAAUGUUCCUCAAAACGAGAACGCAUCAUUGGUAUUUGUUACACAGCAUGAUAUACAGCGAGUUUCUACUACUGGACAAUCACUUGGAAAAUAUCUUAGUUCGGAUGUAUCUGCCAUUGAAAUUUGGCACCGGAAUCGUACACUAUGUGCAAUGUAUUCAACAGCUUGGACUGAAAUAUCUAUGCGUUGUCACAGAAUUGAUAACUUGACAGAUAACUGGAUGAUGCCAAUUCCAAAAAUAAUAACUAGUACGAACACUAUUGAUAAAUUAAGCUUGGAUUGGAUCUCAGGCAAUUGGUAUUUUCUCAGUAAUGAACCUGGAUUAAUAUUUAUGUGCACAAAUAAUAUGAACUAUUGUAACGUCAUUCUAAAAAGUGUACAAAAACCUGCAUCAAUGGUACUGGAUCCAACUAAAGGUUUAAUAUUUUAUGCGGACUGGAGCCCCAGCCUGAGCCGUGCGAAUUUAGAUGGAACAAAUCAAAUUGUUAUAGUAUCAACAGCAAUAUACUAUCCUAACAGGGUAACACUUGAUCUUGCUAACGAACACGUCUAUUGGAUUGAUAUCUACAAAGAUUUUAUUGAGAGAGUAGACUAUAAUGGGAAUAAUCGGUGGGCAAUGAAGAAAACUUCUGAUACUAUAAUUGCCCUAAAAUCCAUUCACGCUGUAGAAAUAUUUGAAGACACAGUGUACAUAGCGCCAUGGGCGGACAAUUUUAUAAUAUCUAUGAACAAGUUCACUUUAAAAGCAGAACAAAUGGUUCAAGAUGUAAAAAAACCUUACGAUUUUCGAAUAUUUCAUCGGCAAAAACAGCCUGAAGUUGCACAUCCAUGCAGAGAAAAUAAUGGUAAUUGCAGUCAAAUAUGUGUUCCCCUUUGGAAGAAAAUGUUUGCCACGGUGCAAUGCAUGUGUUCGCCUGGAUACAAAUUAGUAAAGAAAACUAAAUGUGUUUUAGUUGAAUAUGAAAACAUACUACUAUACACCCAAAAACGAUUGUCUUGUAUCUCGGCAGUUUCUUUGAAUCCCAAAGAAAUGACACAGGGUAUUGAGAAUGUACACGAUGCAAUUGUACCGAUGUAUAACGUCAGCUGGUCUGUCGGCCUCGAUGUCAAUGUGCGUGAAAAAUUGGUUUACUUCAUACAGGCUAGUCCUAAUGACUACUCGAUAUAUAGCCAAAAAAUGGAUGGUAGUCCUCGACAAUUUUUAACACGAGGUGCGGGAAGUGUUCCUGUGAUCGCCUAUGAUGAAAUAUAUGACCAUCUAUAUUGGGGCGGAACUAAUCAAUUGACUGUAGCGCCACUUUCUAACCUUAGGAAGUCAAUGAGUAUAUCAACUGAAAGAGAACCAAUGUCGAUAGCCAUUAGUACAAGUGCGGGGUUUCUAUAUUGGUCACACUGGCUUUUUGCAGACGUUGCUGGUUCAAUUAGAAGAUCAUGGUUAGAUGGAAGUCAUAAAGUUGUUUUGAUUAUGUCAACAAAAAGUAUGCCUAUGAAAUGGCCAUUGAGCUUAACAAUUGAUAACAAAGGCAAGAAACUUUAUUGGUGCGAUGUAAAAGAAAAAACUAUAGAGCAAGCGAACUUAGAUGGAUCUUCCCGAACUGUACUAUUUCGGGAUGAGGAAUAUCAUCCGAUUUCAAUAGCCUUUUAUAAUGGAUUUGUCUUUUGGGUUGACAAUCAAAACGGCAGCAUACGACGAUUUAAUGUUCGUCAAUCGAACAAAGUUGAGCCUGGAGCCAAUAGUUCUAGUUUAACCGAAGUUUAUGCUCUUGUUCGUGGACACACAACAAAUUUAAAGGUAUUUGAAACAACGGAGCAACCAAUUGAGUCUAAUAAAUGUGCUACAAUAAAAUGUCCUGGAAUAUGUUUUAACACGCCCAAAGGCCCAGUGUGUGCAUGUCCCGAUGAAUUUUCCUUAAACGGAACCGGGGAUAAAUGCAUUCCAAAAAUUGAUACAAAUAAUGAUGAUAUAUUUGUCAAAAAUUGUACAGGAUUUUUGUGCAAAAGAACUAAAGAAUGCAUCAAUUUGAAGGAUUUGUGUGAUGGCUUUGAUGACUGCGUGGAUGGAAGUGAUGAAGAUUAUAGUGAAUAUGGUCAAUGUCAUGCUAAAAACUGUGAUUUGAAUACGCAUUUUGUUUGUGACAUAGUGCGUUGUUUCCAGAGAUCAUUGCUAUGCAGUUCAAUCGCUUAUUGCAUGGACGGAACAGAUCAUAUGAACUGCGAAACAAAAUCUUGUAGUAGUACUGAAUUUAGGUGUGAAAAGAGCGGGAAGUGUAUACCGAAGACUUGGGUUAGAGAUGGUGUUUGGGAUUGUGGACCAGGAGACAGAUCUGAUGAAAGUGUUAUUGAAAUGGAUAUGUGCCUUGAAUUUGAAUGUGAUAAUAAGCAUUGUAUACCGUUCACUGAACAUUGCGAUGGAGUAGAUCAUUGUGGUGAUAACUCAGAUGAAGCUGGAUGUGAUACAGAUUGCGGCCCAGGUGAGAGAUAUUGUGCUCCCAUUGGAUGUUACAGUGAACGAAUGCUUUGCGAUGGUGUGCAUGACUGUUUAGAUUACAGUGACGAAGCUAACUGCACCGAUACCAAGAGUGAUAAUCACGAAGAAGACCUGGGGGUAGCACAUAUAUGUGGUCCACAUGAAUUUAGCUGUGGAAAUCCUUUUGAAUGUAUUCCACAUAUAUUAAGAUGCGAUGGAGUUGCACACUGCUUCGACAAAACUGAUGAAGAAAACUGCACUAAAAUAUUUGCUAGUAGUGAUUUUAAUGAAACCAUUACGUGCGAUUCUCCAGAUCGUUAUUGUGCUGCGUCGAACAAGUGCAUUACAGUACUUCAGUUGUGCGAUGGAAUAAUUAAUUGCGAAGAUGGCACAGAUGAAGGUUUUCGAUGUAUAGAGAAAGUUUGUGAAAAGAGCAACGCUUGUUCACAUUAUUGUCAUAAUGCACCAGAAGGAUUUGUCUGCUCUUGUCCCUCGCAUAUGUACCUUCAACCUAAUGGACUACGUUGCAGUAUGGACCAUUCCUGUGAACAUUGGGAUACUUGCUCACAAAUUUGCGAAAAAUCUGGAAAAGCUUACGAGUGUAAGUGUCAUGAAGGUUAUAGCUUGCAGUAUGACAUGUUCACAUGUAAGAGUGUAGCUCCUGAUGAGCCAUACGUCAUAUUCAGUAAUCGACAGGAGAUACGAGGAGUUAACCUUAAAACUUCUGUUGUUAGUAAUUUUUAUACAUCGUUGAGAAACACAAUUGCACUAGAUUUCUUAUACCGCAAUGAUUCAGUAGAGAUUUUUUGGACAGAUGUUAUGGAUGAUAAAAUUUACAGGGGCCACCUUGUUGGUGAGUCAUUGAGAAAAGUUGAAGCUGUGGUGAGAUCGGGCCUAUCUACUACUGAAGGGUUAGCUGUUGACUGGAUUGGUCUCAAUCUCUACUGGAUUGAUAGUAACCUUGAUCAGAUAGAAGUGGCUCUCCUUAAUGGCAGCUUUAGACGAACUCUAGUCGCUGGAGAUAUGGAAAGCCCUCGGGCAUUGGCUCUCGACCCUCGCGAGGGUCUUCUCUUUUGGACUGAUUGGGAUGAUAAUUUCCCUCGCAUUGAGCGAUGCUCUAUGGCCGGUGAGUUUCGGAGAACAAUUACUCAAACUAACCAAGUCAUAUCGGCAUGGCCAAAUGGAUUGACUUUGGAUUACACGCAGAAGCGUGUUUAUUGGGUUGAUGCUAAAGCAGAUGCAAUAUACACCACUAAAUAUGACGGAAGUGAUCAUCAUUUAGUUGUUCGCGACAAAGAGAUUCUGUCGCAUCCGUUUGCUAUCUCAGUUUUUGAGAAUUACGUAUAUUGGACUGAUUGGCGGACAACAUCAGUUAUAAGAGCAAACAAAUGGAAUGGAUCAGACAUUCAAGUUAUCCAGAGAACAUUGUCUCAACCAUUCGGUAUACAAGUACUACAUUCUAGUAGGCAACCACAGGAUGAAAAUCCUUGCGGUUUUAAUAAUGGAGGUUGCUCUCACUUAUGUCUGUUAAGUGUAAAGAAGACCUAUAAAUGCGAAUGUCCGCACGUUAUGCGCCUUGAUUUAGCCGACAAUAAGACUUGUGUGCCAAAUGAACAAGUUUUGUUGUUUAUAAUGGGAAAUGAAAUUCGUGGAAUUGAUUUAAUGCAGCCAAAUCAUCAUACAAUACCGACAAUAAGACAGUCACCGCAGGUUAUCGGACCACAACGAAUAGACUUCACUGUAGACGACAGUCGCAUAUAUUGGACCGACGUACAGCUUAACGAGAUAAAAACGGCUGGUUUAUCAAAUGGUCUUAUUGAUACUAUUGUGAAUACAGACCUUUCGAAGCCUUAUGGAUUUGCAAUUGAUUGGAUAUCGAAAAACAUGUUUUUUUCAUCUGGGAAGAUAAAAUGUCAAAUAUUCGCGUGUAACCUAAAAGGAGAAUAUUUUACUGAAAUCCACAGAAACCUUAAUGUUGUGGAAAGCAUUGCUCUUGAUCCGGCAGAAGGAAAAAUGUAUUGGUCGCAUUCAUCUCGCGAAGACAACAUUGCCAAAAUUGAAAUGAGUAAUAUGGACGGAUCUGGUCGCCGAGAAUUAGCAGUCAUGAAACAACUUGUUCAGAGUUUAACCUAUGAUUUUGAUUCACGUCGCCUUUAUUUCGUCUAUCAAGGUUCUGGAAUUGCUUAUUAUGAUGAAAAGGCCAAGAACAUAACUUAUGUUCUGCCAGCAAGUGAAGUUAUGACCAUCAGUAGUGUAACGGUUUACAAUGAUACUCUAUACUUCCCGGAAAACAUCCAAAGUGUCAUUAUGAGCUGUGAAAAAAACUCUUGCACGAACUAUUCGAUUUUGAGAAAAAAUACCAAAAGCAUUCAAGCUAUGAAGAUGUUUUACAAUGAAGCUCAACAAGGCAGCAAUACGUGUGCAGGUGAACGACGUGGUGGAUGUGAACAUCUCUGUUUGUCAAAACAGAGUAAUGAGCAUACUUGCAAAUGUGCUAUUGGGUUUUAUCAGGAUCCUAAUAAUUCAACACAGUGUAUAGGAAUACCUGAAUUCUUAUUUUUCUCCAACCAUGAACUGAAAGGCAUUACAUUACUUGAUGAGAAAAAUUCUGGAAAAAAUUUUCAAGAUAGAAGGGCUCUUGGUGCCAUAUCUCGCAUUACUCUGGCAACCUUCAUCGAUUAUUAUGCUGCUGAUGAUUAUCUCUACUGGGCUGAUAGCGAAAAGGGUAUAAUUUCGCGUAUCAAACGUGAUGGAACGCAACGUGAAGUUAUUUUAGAACAACUUGAUCAAACCGGUGAACAGAAUAAUCAAGAUUGGUUGGGUGGGAUUGCGAUCGAUUGGGUAGCUGGAAAUAUCUACUGGAGUGACACUAAACGAAAUAUAAUUGAAGUGGCACGUUUGAAUGGAUCUUCGCGAUAUGUUGUAAUUUCAAAUGUCGAAAAUCCAUCAGCUUUAGCUGUAGAUCCUGUUCAAGGAUUUUUAUUUUAUGUAGGCGAUCGAAUCAUCGGAAGAACUGGCCUCGAUGGAAGUCAGCCUUUUAUUUUGGUUAACCAAACUAAAGCUGUGACUAAUAUAGUGCUCGAUAUUGAUGCUACAAAGGUUUAUUGGUGUGAGUCUGGAAAUGAUGUUAUAAUGAAAGUUGAUUACGAUGGAAAUUUGAAAACUCAACUCUUAAAUCAUAGUUUGAACAACCCAGUUGCUUUAGGACUCAUUGAUAAUGUUAUAUAUUGGGCUGAUAAUUACCUCAACAAAGGAAGCAUUAAAAAGGCAUCUUUGCAGAAUAUUUCUGGUUUUGUUGAAGUUUUUAAGUCGGAAGGAAAUAUACUUAAGGAUUUAAAAAUAUUUUCAAAGAGAGUUCAAAAGGGAACAAAUCUUUGCGCUCAUGAUAAUGGAGGAUGCCAAGAGUUAUGUCUCUACAAUGGAACCAAUGCUAUUUGUGCAUGUUCUCAUAGCCGUGUCGCUGCAGAUGGUUUGAGUUGUGAGCCAUAUGAUAAAUUUUUACUUUUCUCAUAUCGUAGUUCAAUUGAAAGCAUUCAUAUGACAGAGCAUCUUAAUAAAAAUGGUCCAAUUGAAAAAAUAAUGAACGCAACAUAUAUGCGAAACGUUAUAGCACUUUCCUAUGAUUAUGACAACAACAAGGUAUUUUAUUCCGAUGUUCAUAUGAGCACUAUUAAUUCAGUGGAAUUUGAUGGAACAAAGAAUUCCGUCUUGGUGAAUCGGCAAGGAAGAGUAGAAGGAUUAACAUUUGAUGUUGUUAAUCGACAACUGUUUUGGACAUCAAAUAACGAUGCUACUAUAAGAAGCUUGGAUCUUUCAGAAGCAAAUGAUAACCCUGAUAAUAAUAGUCAACUUGUCAAGACAAUUUUAAAACUUAUGUCUCACGAUAAACCUCGAGGUAUUGCAGUGGAGCCUUGUAUGGGUAUGAUUUACUGGACGAACUGGAACGAACAGACACCAUCAGUUCAAAGAGCUUAUGUAACAGGCUUUGGAGUUGAAUCGAUUAUAAAAAAUGACAUUUUAAUGCCAAAUGCUCUGACACUGGAUUUCGAGGAACAAAAGUUGUACUGGGCUGACGCUAGGCUUGAUAAAAUUGAGAGAGCCGACUAUGAUGGGUCACACCGAGUGGUUCUUGCUCAUUCAACACCAAAACAUGCGUUUUCUAUGACAGUUUACGGCGAUCUCUUAUUUUGGACAGAUUGGGUGUUACACGCAGUUGUUCGAGCUAACAAAUAUUCUGGGUCUGAUGUGGUGUUUUUGCGUGAGCAUAUAACUCGACCAAUGGGGAUUAUUGCUGUUCAGAACACAACAAUUAAUUGUGAUUCCAACCAGUGUAAGGUUCUUAAUGGCGGGUGCGAAGACGUUUGUAUUUUACGAAAAAAUGGAACUGCAAGUUGUCAGUGUACUCGUGGGGUAUUAGCCUCUGAUGGUAGACGAUGUAUUCAAGCCGUAAAUAGCGUUUGUUCUACUGGACAAUUUAUUUGCAAAUCUGGGGAGUGUAUUCCAUUUGAAUUGACUUGCGACAAUAUACCACAUUGUCUUGAUGGUUCUGAUGAAGUUCGGAGUUAUUGCAUAAUUCGUGAAUGUCCGGCUGAUUUCUUCAUGUGUCAAAAUCAUCGUUGCAUUCCUCAUAAUCAAACUUGCGAUGGCGAGCAGCAGUGCGGAGAUGGCUCUGAUGAAUCUGAAUUACUUUGUAAAUGUGAAGCUGACCAUUUUCAUUGCGGCAGUGGAGAAUGCAUAUCAAUGCAAUAUCGAUGCGAUAGGUUAAGGGAUUGUAAGGAUUUCAGUGAUGAAAAACACUGUCCACCGCAUGAAUGUCUACAAGGAGAUAUAAAUUUUACUCAUUGUGCUGACUCAACGGUGUGUUACAUGCCUGAAUGGCGUUGUGAUGGAGAUCGUGACUGUCCUGAUGGAAGUGACGAAGCGGAUUGUGCAAACAUUACCAGACUGGGAUGUGCAGCUCGACAGUUUCAAUGUGCAAAUGGGCGUUGCAUCAACGAAAAAUGGCGCUGUGACAAUGAAAAUGACUGUAACGAUGGAAAUCCUAGUUCUGAUGAACUUAAUUGUCCGUUACAGUGCAAACUGAACCAGUUCCAAUGCGACAACGGGUGCAUUCCAAGCAGCUGGCAGUGUGACAAUAAGACUGAUUGCGAUGAUGGAUCAGAUGAAGGCCCACAAUGUCCACAUAGGGAGUGCCCACAAACAAAAUUUAGGUGCUCUCUUUCAGGAAGAUGUAUAUCUCACAGGUGGGUUUGUGACGGUGAACCAGAUUGUCCCGCUCCUGGUCUAGAAGAUGAGGGUGAACAUUGUGGAUUGAUUUCAGUUUUGCAUGUUAAUGCUUGUCCACCUCCUAUGUUUCUGUGUUCAAAUGGACAAUGUUUAGAAAGACAAUACGUUUGUGAUGGAGAUCAGGAUUGUCUUGGUGGAGAAGACGAAUAUGAGGAUUGUCCUCAUAAUACCUGGGAAACAUCGCUUUGCGGGCCUGAUGAAUUUUCUUGUGCCUCAAAUGCAUUAUGUAUAGCGAAAAAUUUAACUUGUGAUUCAAAAGCAGACUGUGAUGAUAUGUCAGAUGAGGAUGCAACACUUUGCGCUAAUUCCAGUCUAGUUUGCAAUGGCCCUGAACUAUUUAGAUGUAAAAACGGUGCUUGCGUAAGUUCGAGUGCAUUAUGCGAUGGGUCUAAUGAUUGCAUGGAUUUCAGCGAUGAAGAACGUUGUGGAAUAAACGAAUGCAAUAUUCCUGAUAUUUGCGAGCAUGAUUGUGUUGAUUUGCCUAUCGGUUAUAUGUGUAAAUGUAAACCAGGCUACAAGGUCCAUGAUUUGAAUCACCAGUUGUGUGACGAUGUAGAUGAAUGUUCCGAACAACGACCGUGUAGCCAAAUCUGUGUAAAUACUUACGGUUCAUAUAAAUGUCUGUGUAGUCAAGGAUAUGAAUUAAAAGACCAGCAUACUUGCAAAGCUACAAGCAAUGAAACUAUGACACUAAUAUUUUCAAACAGAUAUUAUAUCCGGCAGGCGGAUGCAAAGGGAAAUGUAUCGAUUCUGGUUCAUCAAUUGUCAAAUGCUGUAGCUCUGGAUUUUGAUUGGGAGACGAGGUGUCUCUUUUGGUCCGAUGUAACGUCAACAGUGGGCAUGAUAAAAAGGUACUGUCCAGCUGAUAAUAAGACAGUAACCUUGCAUCAGGCUAUGCUGAAGAAUCCGGAUGGUUUAGCGGUCGAUUGGAUUGGAAAGAACUUAUAUUGGUGUGACAAGGGCUUGGACACGAUCGAAGUGUCCCAAUUAGAUGGGAAGUAUCGGAGAGUUCUAAUCAAUAAGAAUCUUAGUGAACCUCGUGCGAUAGCAUUAGAUCCUUUCAAUCGAAAUAUAUUCUGGUCAGAUUGGGGUGACAGUCCGCACAUUGGGAAGGCGGGCAUGGAUGGAUCAAAUAGUCGAGUUAUUAUUCACGACAAUCUAGGAUGGCCUAAUGCUCUAACAAUUAGUUUUGAAACUAAUGAGCUUUUCUGGGGUGAUGCUCGAGAAGAUUUUAUUGCUGUUAGUGAUUUGGAAGGAAAAAACCAAAGAUUGCUUUUGGGGAGGAGUAUAAAUCCAUCGCUCAAGCUACAUCACAUAUUUGCGAUAGCAGUGUGGGAAGAUCGUAUUUACUGGUCGGAUUGGGAAACAAAAUCUAUUGAGUAUUGCAACAAAUACGAUGGAAAGAACUGUUCCACGUUAAUCACGACGAUUCAUCGACCAAUGGAUUUAAGGGUAUAUCAUCCUUAUCGUCAAAUGGCAUCUAAAUCAGGAAAUCCUUGUGAAUCAGCGGGUUGUGCUACGCUUUGCCUACUUUCUCCAAUAUUUCCUUACUACAAGUGUGCUUGCCCAAAUAAUUUUAUUCUUGGUGAAGAUGAAAAAUCCUGUAAAGCCAAUUGUACGGCUGCUCAUUUCCAAUGCGUGAACACUUACAAAUGUAUACCUUUCUAUUGGAAAUGUGAUACUCAAGAUGAUUGUGGAGAUGGAAGUGAUGAACCCGAGUCGUGUCCCGAUUUUCAUUGCGAACCUGGCCAAUAUCAAUGCUUUAAUAACAAAUGCAUUCAUCCUUCAGCAAUUUGCGAUGGACAAAAUCAGUGCGGAGAUAAUUCAGAUGAAAGGAAUUGUGAUAAGUUCACGUGCUUUGAGAACCAUAUAAAAUGCGAGCGUUGGGGAAAUAGUUCAGCGUUUUGUAUUGAUCAAGUAAAAAAAUGUGAUGGGGUGAAAGAUUGUCCUGGUGGAGAAGACGAAGCCGGAUGUACACCACUGAUUUGUAAGAAGGAUCAAUUUCAAUGUGGAAACAAUCGUUGCAUGCCUUAUGUGUGGGUAUGCGAUGGUGAUAUGGACUGUCCAGAUAAAUCAGACGAGGUUAAUUGUGAUCGCAGUUCGUGUGCAUCGGGUGAUUUUGCUUGUGCUUCUGGGCGUUGCAUACCAAUGACAUGGCGUUGUGAUGGCGAAGAAGAUUGUCCAAAUGGAGAAGAUGAGCCUUCAAACUGCCAUUCUUCUAAAGAAACUUGUGAUCCAACAUACUUUAAAUGUAAUAAUUCGAAGUGUAUACCUGGCAGAUGGCGUUGUGAUUAUGAAAAUGACUGUGGUGAUGGAAGUGAUGAGCUUAAUUGUGAAAUGAGGAACUGCUCGGAGAGUGAAUUCAGAUGUGGCACAGGCAAAUGUAUCAAACAUGAUCAGCGUUGUGAUGGAGAAAUUCAUUGUGAUGAUAGUAGCGAUGAGAUCAACUGUAAUAUCACCUGCAAAGAUAACCAGUUUAAAUGUGCAGCUUACAAUACUUGUAUCAAUAAAAACUACCAAUGCGACGGUGAUGAUGAUUGUCCUGAUGGAUCUGAUGAAGUAAACUGUACUUGUCCUCCUGAACACUUUAACUGUGCAAAUGGAAAAUGCAUCAUGAGCCGUUGGAAAUGUGAUGGUUGGGAUGAUUGUACUGAUGGUUCCGAUGAAAGUUUAGAAACUUGUGCCGAAACAUCCUGUCAUGUAAAUGCUUUCAAAUGCAAGAAUCUGAAAUGUAUACGAAAAUCUGCACUAUGUGAUGGGGUAAAUGAUUGUGGAGAUCGUGAAGACGAGGCUCCUGAAGUUUGUGCCGCACUUCCAAAGUGUAGACAUGAUCAAUUUCAAUGUCAAAAUGAUCAAUGCAUAUUAAAAAAUUUCCGUUGUGAUGGUCAAUACAACUGCAUCGAUGGAUCAGACGAAAUGAACUGUCAACCACCGGUGUGUGGCUUUGGGACUUGUUCUCAAAUUUGCAUUGAGAAAAAGGCAGGUCACUAUAAUUGCAAAUGCAAUGAUGGCUACUCGAAAGGUCCUAAGAAAAACGAUACAUGUAAGGCGUCCAGUCCGGAUCAGAUACUUCUUUUAGCUUCCGAACAAGAAUUCCGCUUCAUUUUGCCUGAAAAGCAGGAAGGGACUAUUGUAGUAGGUUUCUUCCAAACUAAAAGUCUGAAAAUUGAUGUUUUUGACAUCUUAAUUAGACCAAAAGAUACUUUACUUUUUUGGAUUGAUUCCCAUCAUGGAAAGGUUCACACAAUGAAAAUUGCUACACCAUCUAGUGACACAAAGCAUGAAUCUUUUCGCUUUAAACGUGAUUUAAAAGAACUAACGGCUUUUGAUAUUCCUUCAUUAAAUGACCCUAAGUCGUUAGCGGUCGAUUGGGUGACCCAUAUGGUUUACAUUAUCGACUCUCGCCUGAACGAAAUAAUAGCUACUGAUAUUGAUGGCAAAAAAUACAUGCCGUUGGUAUCCACAGGAAUGAAUCCAACAGACAUUGUUUUAGAACCCGAGUCCCGUAUAAUGAUCUGGUCAACGUUAGAAAAUGGAAUAUUAAUUGCUUCACUGGAUGGAUCAAACAAGAAAAGCCUUGUUGAAAUUGAUGUUGGUUGGCCAAUUAGUUUGUCUAUAGAUUAUCCUACUGGCCGGUUGUAUUGGGCUGACUAUCGCAAGGGUACUAUUGAAACUUGUCGAUUAAAUGGGAAGGAUAGAAAUGUUGUUCGAAGAUUUUCGAAUAAAGAAAAACCACAAAAGAUCGACGUAUUCGAGGAUUAUUUGUAUAUUAAAUUGUAUGAUCAGAGUAUUAUUAAGAUGAAUAAGUUUGGGAAUGAUAAUGGCACGUAUUUACUAAAGGGAUAUCGGUCUUCAGACAUCGGAAUACUACAUCCGUUAAAACAAAACAAAAAUAUUACAAAUCCAUGUGCUAAGGAACCAUGUAAAGCCAUACGGGCACUAUGUGUUCUGUCAUCUGAAAGCAAUACAGGUCAUACCUGCCUUUGUCCAAGCGGACUGGUUAUGGUGAAUAAUGAAUGCAAACCACACACUGAAGUUCCAGAUUACUGUCCACUGAAAUGUAAUCUCGGUACCUGCAAAGUUAUCGAUCACGUUCCAAAAUGCAUCUGUCAACCACAGUUCGAAGGAGAUCUUUGUGAACAUUAUCGUUGCUCGAGAUAUUGUAUGAAUGGAGGAUUAUGUACAGUUGCAGCAUUUUUACCCAGCUCAGCGGAACCACCACCUUUGAAGUGCCUUUGUCCCCCUGGAUGGACAGGAGCUAAAUGUGAGACAUCUGUUCCAGAAUGUCAGAGCCGUUGCCAUAACGGCGGAUCCUGCUUAAUUACAGAAGAAGGAAUGAAGUGCACAUGUCCUGAUAUGUUUGUUGGCGAAAAAUGUGAACACUGUGCUAAUCUGACUUGUGAGAAUAGAGGAAUUUGCCGAGAAACAGUAAUGGGCACCUCACAAUGUGAUUGUCCAGACGGAUAUACGGGAAAGCGGUGUGAAACAAAUGUUUGUGAUGGCUUCUGUAAAAAUAAUGGAUCUUGCACCAUUGGUAACAAAGGAGGGCCCCAGUGCGAAUGCGCAUUUGGAUAUUAUGGUGAACAAUGCGAAUCACAUUCGUGCAACGAAUAUUGCUUAAAUAGUGGUACUUGCACCGAUCGGGGGCAGCAAAUGCUUUGUGCUUGUACAGAACGUUAUGGUGGUGAUCGUUGCGAGAUAGAUCUAUGCCAAACCUUAAGUCCACCAAGAUUUUGUGAUCAGUCUCUGGUACCAGCACGCUCCCCUUGUACGGGAAUAAUCUGCAAAAAUAAUGGUGUUUGUCAUGUUAUCAAAGGAAUGGCGAUGUGUAACUGCACGGACCAAUUUAAUGGAAAUUUAUGCGAAAAACCUAUCCGCUAUGACAAUCCAUGCUUAGGUUAUUGUCAAAAUAACGGCAUUUGUAAGUUAGAAGCUUAUACAGUGCCUUAUUGUUCCUGCAUCGGCGAAUGGGAAGGUAUUCGUUGUGAUAAACCUCCAAAGUGCGUAAACUAUUGCGGAGUUUGUACAAAAGGCAGCUUUAUUAAUGAAUGUCUAUGCGCAGAUGAUACAAUAGCAGCCUGUUUAUCAAAUAGUCCUGAUGCACUUGGAGCAACUAAAGAUGAAUCAACACGGAUUUUAACAAUACUAAGCGUAUUGUUGUCUACAAUGAUUUUAUUAAUUGCCUUAUUUGUCGGUGCCAUUUUCUUUUUAAAAAAAAGAAAAAUCAGUCAACCGUUCUCCCACGCAAGGCUCACAGAUAACGUAGAAAUAACUAACCCAAUGUACAGAGGUGAUAUCGAUGAAGCUCCAGCGUAUGUUAACGAAGAUGACAAGGGAAACUUUGCCAAUCCAGUUUAUGAAUCUAUGUAUGCGGGUGCAAUUUCUGAACCCUCAGUCUCUGAGAGCGUAAGUACAGCACCUGACGAAAGAAAAGGAUUACUUCAACAUUCACACGAUGAUACUAGCGUACCCGAUAUUCUUUGAUUAUUGAUUGAUAUUUAGUAUACUCAUUUCAAACAACGUAGUCCUGGUCAAAAACAUCACUAACUUUCGAAUCCUUAACGAAAAGCAAACAAAAUCGAAUUUAGUCUAUUUUAUAUAUUUAAGUUUAUAAAUUAUUAUUGUAAGAACAAAAUUUUUAAAAAAAUGACUUCAUAUGCAUAUAAUAUAAUAAUACAAAAAUAAGUUCAUAAAUUUAGUUGGCUGGUUAAAAAUAUAUCGUGUAAAUAGAUUUUUUACUAAUGUACCAGAAAGAAAAAAAAAACUUUUUUUAUAUCUAAAAAUAAGAAAAACAAAAAAAAAAAACUAUAUAAUAAGAUUUGAUUUUUUAACGCCAACAGAAAAGCUGACUGCUGUGUAUUUUAGCUCAAAUAUUUUGUAUUUGAUAUUUUUAUAUUUUAUAUUAUUUUAUUUUUGGUUGAUUUUUUUUAGAUAAUACUUUUUUUUACAAAGUGAGAUUUAAUAGAUAUUUUAUUUAUAACACAAAAUCUUUAUAAAAUCAAAGGUUCAGCCUUCUCUCUGUAGUAACUAUUAUUUUGUAUUUAAAUCAAAAUAGAAAAAUCAUUUUUAUUGUUACCAAGAAAUUUGGUAGUUUUAUUAAUAUAGCAUAAGAAAGUCGCACAAUCAAUUUAAAUUGUAAAAAUAGUAUACAAAAAUGAACUGAAAACAAUUUCACAUUUUUUAACGCAAAA
Eupeodes corollae is the source of this 15569-nucleotide messenger RNA. It is a transcript of the gene LRP1, whose product is annotated as low-density lipoprotein receptor-related protein 1. Gene Ontology annotation, molecular function: protein binding; calcium ion binding. The coding region runs from base 511 to 14862 and encodes 4783 amino acids. The record is from RefSeq and is a predicted model, not a curated record. The transcript has 37 exons. Lineage: Eukaryota; Metazoa; Arthropoda; Insecta; Diptera; Syrphidae.